AUGAUUUAAAAUUACGGACAAAUAACUUUAAUUAAAAUUGAAAAUCCAAUAGUGUUAAAUGAACAAUAGAAAUAAGUUUCUUCAAAACCUAGUAAAUUAAACUAAGUGAUACUUUUUGGUGUAUCAAGCUUUAUUAUAUUAUUGUCAGGUAACCCUACAGAUUGCAUUGAGGUUUUAGAUGCUUUGUAAUAUUAAUCCUACAUAAGAUUUAUUAAUGUUGCUUUUCCAGAAAACGUUACAAUUUAUAUUGAAUCUGCUGAAAUAAUUUCAAUUCAACCUUUUUAAAUACAUUUAUUUUAGUUAUAAUAGAUGAUUUAUUUCGCAAACAUUAUUAUAUAGUCACAGAGCGUAAUAUUUAAUUUGAAGAACUAUUUUAAGAUUCAUCAUUUUGACUUACGAGUUGAGGUUUUUUCCAUUAAAUGA
Paramecium tetraurelia is the source of this 423-nucleotide messenger RNA. RefSeq lists its product as uncharacterized. Lineage: Eukaryota; Ciliophora; Oligohymenophorea; Peniculida; Parameciidae. The transcript has a single exon. The record is from RefSeq and is a predicted model, not a curated record.